AUGGAGCUUCCUAUUCAGCUUCUCUUCCUCCUGCUUCUCCUGUCCUGGGCAGAGAACACAGCAUCACAAAGCAGCUCAAACACAUUGACAGUGAAUGGGCUUCUGGGAGAGCUGGUAACUUUUCCCCUGAAGUUUCCUGUGGGAGAGGAGAUUGAGUACAUCACUUGGCUUCACAAUGGAAAAUCUGUUGCCUUCAUACAUCGAAGUGAAACAGGAAGUCUACCAAUAAUUGUGAUUGACUCAAAACGAAAAGAGCGACUGAACUUUACCCCCUCCUACUCCUUGCAGCUCAGCAACCUGAUGAUGGAAGACGCAGGAUCUUACAAUGCCCGGAUAAUCUCAAAGACUUCUAUAAGAGGAUAUUUUUAUACUCUGAGGGUCUUCGAGCAGCUGCCAAGACAUCGAGUUGCCAUGGAUUCCAUCAUCUGUGAGAAUGGGACCCAUAAUAUCACCCUGAGGCAUUUUGUGGAGGAAGGAGGUGCAGAUGUCACAUACAGGUGGAUACGAAUGGGACCAGGAGCUGUUGUGUCCCAGGGAGAAGCCAUCCUCAGCAAUCUGGAUCAGACCUACACCUGCACAGUUAUGAAUGCUGUUAGCAAUAAUAACUGCGGCUACUUCCUUUCUGAGAAGCUUUGUGCAGGUUCAAAGGCAGCUGAAGGCACUUACUGCCCAGUGACGUGGAUUCUUCUGGGGAAAACCCUUCUUUUCCUUGUGUUACUUGGGAUCCUAGGAAUUCGGCAUAUCUUUGCUCAACAAACCUCUUAG
Molecule: messenger RNA, 765 nt
Organism: Orycteropus afer afer
Lineage: Eukaryota; Metazoa; Chordata; Mammalia; Tubulidentata; Orycteropodidae
Product: SLAM family member 6-like
Exons: 4
Coding region: 1-765 (254 amino acids)
Biological process (GO): T cell activation
Cellular component (GO): external side of plasma membrane
Source: RefSeq, a predicted model, not a curated record